AUUUUAAUAAGCUCACCCCAUAAAACUUCCUCCUUUGUCAGUUCACAAUACCAAGAAACCAACAAGAAUCUCACUCUUCACUCUCUCUCUCUCUCUCUAGUGUGUGUGUGUGUGUGUGAGAGAGAGAAAUAAGAAAGGAGUAUCUAUUUAGUAUCUAUCUGUCAAAUGGUAUAGAAAGUGAUACAGUUUGUUGAGGUUGUUUCCAUGGACAAAAAUUUGGAAUGAAAAAGAAAAUGUACUCCAAAUGCGUACAAACACAACAACCUUAUUAGCUCAACAACAAAAUACUAAACAACACAGACAAAUUACACUCUGCACAAAUGGCUUCUUCUUACAAAUCUUCUCACUCUUACAAACAAUCCCCAAUCAUUAUUUUCAUCUUUCUUUCUUUCUUCUUGAUUCUUUCUACUUCAACCUCUCCUGUCUUUUCUGAACCAAAUCUCUCCGGCGGCGGCGGCGGCGGAUUCGUUGGCGCCGCCGCUCCGCCGCCGGCCAACCAAACUUUCCGGCCACUCCAAGAAUUGAAAAAGUUGAAGAGAAUCAGAAGUUACCUCAGGAAAAUCAAUAAACCUUCUGUCAAGACAAUUCAGAGCCCUGAUGGAGAUAUUAUAGAUUGUAUUGAAUCCCAUCUUCAACCAGCUUUUGAUCAUCCUCUACUAAAAGGGCAGAAGCCAUUGGAGCCACCAGAAAGGCCAAAGGGACAAGACUCAUCGGAGAUUCCGGAAACCUCGCAGUCGUGGAGAGACGGCGGCGAAUCGUGCCCCGAAGGAACGGUUCCGAUAAAACGAACAACCGAAAAAGACGUGUUGAGGGCGAACUCCGUCCGUCGAUUCGGAAAGAAAAUCAAACGCGGCGUGCGAAGGGACACAAUGAGCAGUGAUCAUGAGCAUGCAGUAGCAUUUGUGAAUGGAGACGAAUAUUAUGGAGCAAAGGCAAGUAUAAAUGUGUGGGCACCAAUUGUAACAGAUCAAUAUGAAUUCAGUCUUUCUCAACUAUGGGUUAUUUCUGGCUCUUUUGGUAAUGAUCUCAACACCAUUGAAGCUGGUUGGCAGGUGAGCCCGGAGUUAUACGGGGACAACUAUCCUAGGUUCUUCACGUAUUGGACGACGGAUGCUUAUCAAGCGACGGGAUGCUACAAUUUAUUGUGCUCGGGUUUUGUCCAAAUUAAUAAUAAGAUUGCUAUCGGAGCUGCGAUUUCUCCGAGGUCUUCCUACACCAACCGGCAAUUUGAUAUCGGAAUUAUGAUAUGGAAGGAUCCGAAACACGGGCAUUGGUGGUUAGAAUUCGGGCCGGGCCUACUAGUGGGGUAUUGGCCGUCGUUCUUGUUCAGCCAUUUACAAGGGCAUGCGAGCAUGAUACAAUUCGGGGGCGAAAUAGUAAACACCAGAUCGACGGGGCACCACACGAAUACGCAAAUGGGGAGCGGGCAUUUUGCCGACGAAGGAUUUGGGAAAGCUUCGUAUUUUAGAAACUUGCAAGUUGUGGAUUGGGAUAAUAGCUUAAUACCGAUGUCGAAUCUGCAUCUUUUGGCCGAUCACCCUAAUUGCUACGAUAUUAGAGCUGGUAAAAAUAAUGCUUGGGGUAAUUAUUUUUAUUACGGAGGUCCCGGAAAAAACUCUAGGUGUCCAUAAUUAAUCGAUUUUUAUUCAGGUUUUUUUUUUUCGGGUUUAUUCUUUCGAUCUUGUUUAUCGUCACUAGGGUUUUAAUUAGUUAAAUUUAAUUUCUAGAUUAUUUUUCUUGUGAGUUGUUAACAGGUUUUCCUGUUCCCCCAAUCCAGACUUCAUGUAAAUGUGUUUUGAGUUAAGAGAAACUGAUAAUAUACCAAGUUUUUUUUUUUUU
Molecule: messenger RNA, 1839 nt
Organism: Erythranthe guttata (spotted monkey flower)
Lineage: Eukaryota; Viridiplantae; Streptophyta; Magnoliopsida; Lamiales; Phrymaceae
Product: protein neprosin
Source: RefSeq, a predicted model, not a curated record